Octodon degus (degu) is the source of this 1737-nucleotide messenger RNA. RefSeq names its product BCL2 interacting protein like (gene Bnipl). The record is from RefSeq and is a predicted model, not a curated record. Bases 193 to 1197 code for a protein of 334 amino acids. The transcript has 9 exons. Gene Ontology annotation, biological process: apoptotic process. Lineage: Eukaryota; Metazoa; Chordata; Mammalia; Rodentia; Octodontidae. Gene Ontology annotation, cellular component: cytoplasm.
GACCUGCUUCUUGGGAGGGAAGGUGGCAAAACCUGUUUGAAGAUGAGGCUGCCUCCCUUCCACACCUCCCUCUUCCAUAGAGGCCAGAGCAACAAAGGCUGGGACCUAAAAGGGUCAAGAAGGGUUGGGGGCUGGAACAGCCAGUUCCCCAGCAACUACUAAGUGUUUGAAAAAGACAGAAAGACUGUGAAGAUGGAAACUGUACAAGAGGCAGGGAAAAAGACAUCAGACCUCGGGGUCAGGGAGAAUGCAGAAGAGCCAGAGCCAGGAGCAGCCCUGAAACUCGGGGAACUGGAGCUGAAGGAAGAAUGGCAGGAUGAAGAAUUCCCUGGAUUGCUGCCUGAGGAGCCCGGACCUUCUGAAGAGCCUGACAAUUCUCAGAGAGACUCCCAGGCAGCUACCCCCAGCACUUUAGCCCUGUGUGGCCAGCGCCCCAUGCGGAAGCGCCUGUCAGCCCCGGAACUGAAGCUAAAUCUGCUAGAGGAGCCUGGGGAUGAGGGAGCUUCUCCCACCCACUCCGCAGCUUCUUCUGAAGGCAGCUCAGACCUGGAUGUAGAUGAAUUGGAGACACCUUCAGACUCGGAGCAGCUGGACAGUGGGCAUGAAUUUGAAUGGGAAGAUGACCUGCCCCGGGCAGAAGGCCUGGGGGCCAGCGAGGCAGCGGAAAGGCUGGGCCAAGGUUGCGUCUGGGAUGUGGCCGGAGGAAAUGGUCAUCGCUGGAGGGUGUUCCGAACAGGAACUCGGGAGCACCAUGUGGACAUGACUGUCAUUGAGCCCUAUAAGAAAGUCCUGUCUCACGGAGGUUACCAUGGCGAUGGCCUCAAUGCGGUCAUCCUCAUUGCUUCCUGUUACCUACCCCAGAGCAGCAUCCCCAACUACACCUAUGUCAUGGAACACUUGUUUAGGUAUAUGGUGGGAACUCUGGAGUUGCUGGUGGCUGAAAAUUAUCUACUUGUUCACCUGAGUGGAGGCACAAGCAGGGCCCAGGUUCCGCCUUUGAGCUGGAUCCGCCAGUGUUACCGCGCCCUGGACCGGCGCUGUCUUUUCAGUUCCAAGUUCACUCGAAAGAUCCGUUUUCUGGACAGCCUGGGGGAAUUAGGCCAGCUCAUCUCCCUAGACCAACUUCACAUCCCUGAUGCUGUCAGACAGUUGGACAGGGAUCUUCAUGGCUCAAGAGAGAUGCAAAAAAGGCCUUAAAACCGAGCAAAGAAAGUGAUCUACAUGCAUCCUAAUCCCCGAGCUGUUUUGCAAAGCGUCUCAUCCUGACGCGCAGACCCGCUCUGUCCCCCGACCUUCACUUCUCAGCGGACCCCUCCCAAAUUCACAAUGGAACGCUUCCACCACCUGCCUUUCUUGGCUGUGAAGCACUCUGAGCUUGGGAGUACUCAGUGCUGCUGGGGAUAGAUGGGGCUGUGCACAGUGGUAUUGGGUGGAACUCUGGGUUUGAAUCCUGCUUUUGCUGUAGAGCUGCCUGCUCUUCGGUUCUCCUCUUGCUCUGUAAAUGAAGGGACUGUACUCCUCUCUCCACCUUGGUAUCCUAGCAGUCUCUGAGGGCAGCUGAUGGACAGGAUGGGCCUAACUGACCUCAAUCAGACUCCCAUUUGGAGUCCCGGGAGAAGGGAGACAGCUCGCAAAAUCUUGAAGAACCCCUGCCUGCCGAUUUCUCCUGUCAUGUCUGCGCCUGUGAGCCUGGGAAGGAUACUUUUGUCCAUGCUGUCCGUGUAGUUAUGAAUAAAC